Fopius arisanus is the source of this 699-nucleotide messenger RNA. RefSeq names its product clusterin associated protein 1 (gene Cluap1). Gene Ontology annotation, biological process: cilium assembly. The record is from RefSeq and is a predicted model, not a curated record. The transcript is spliced from 2 exons. Bases 106 to 699 code for a protein of 197 amino acids. Lineage: Eukaryota; Metazoa; Arthropoda; Insecta; Hymenoptera; Braconidae. Gene Ontology annotation, cellular component: centrosome; intraciliary transport particle B; cilium.
UGUUUGGCAAACGUAAUUUUUUUGUCGAUGUAUGUCUUCCCCUUAAUUAAAAAAAAAUUAUGUGAAUAUUAAUGGCAUUGCGAGUGGUUUUUAGAUUUUACAGAAAUGAUGAGAUUCCUUGGGUAUCCCAGAUUAAUUUCUCUGUCGAAUUUCCGAGUGCCUAAUUUUCCACUAGUUGCGGAGGUAUUGGUGUGGCUUGUCCGAAGAUUUGAUGGCGAUACCGACAUUUCUUGUGAUUAUCAAACUGAAGAGGAUAGAGUGGCGAUUAUUCGUCGGGCUGCAGAAUUUAUGGCAAUAAAAACAAAUAUCAAACUCAACACAAAAAAGCUGUAUCAAGCUGAUGGUUAUGCUGUCCACGAGCUUUUGAAAAUCGCAACAUUAUUGUACGAAGCCCAGAGUAAAAGUGCUGAGGAAGAAAUUCUGUCGUCUGAUAAUAAGCAUCAGGCGAGAAUCGAUAUCAGUGAUCGAUUGAACGAGUUGAAAACUACAAGGCAAUUAGCGAGCCAAUUAACCGUCAAUGGCGCAAGUCUUUUCGAUUUACUUGGGCGAGAAGUGCAGCUGCGAGAAAUUAGAAAUUUGAAGAUCGCCAGGCAGUUCGAUACAGCAGAAAUCGAAGUUGCGAUGAGAGAUGUUAUAGAAAAUACGAAGAAAGAGAUCGAGGAGACAAAGAAUCAAAUAGAGAAUGUUAAGGUAAUUUAA